GAUUUUAUUUAUUUAUUCAUGAGAGACCCAGAGAGAGAGGCAGAGGGCGAAGCAGGCUCCCAAGGAGCAGGGAGCCGGAUGCGGGGCUCGAUCCCAGGACCCUGGGAUCGUGACCUGAGCCGAAGGCAGACGCUUAACCAUCUGAGCCACCCAGGCGUCCCAGGACUUUUUUUUUUUUUUUUAAAGAUUUUAUUUAUUUGAGAGAGAGACACAGCGAGAGAGGGAACACAAGCAGGGGGAGUGGAGGAGGGAGAAGCAGGCCUCCUGCUGAGCAGGGAGCCCGACGCGGGGCUGGAUCCCAGGACCCUGGGAUCAUGACCUGAGCCGGAGGCAGACGCUUAACGGCUGAGCCACCCAGGUGACCCCCCCUUUUUAAAAGAUUUUAUUCAUUUAUUUGACAGAGCGAGAGAUAGCAAGAGCAGGAACACAAGCAGGGGGAGUGGGAGAGGGAGAAGCAGGCCUCCUGCUGAGCAGGGAGCCCGAUGCGGGGCUCGAUCCCAGGACCCCGGGAUCAUGACCUGAGCCGAAGGCAGACGCUUAACCGUCUGAGCCACCCAGGCGCCCGGAGCUGAGAUUUUAAGAACGGGGGAAAGAAGGACGUCACAGGGAAAGGCUCGGAGGGAGGACUCAGGGGUGUCAUUCCUUCUGAGGGAAACUCAGGCUCCCACUGGUGACCUCCGUCCUUCAGGACUGGCUCCCCCUUUCCAUCAGACCCAGACUUCCUCAUUUGGUCUCAGUGUCGAAUUUCCUCUGUGUCUUUCCCCAUAAAAAAUGAUCGUUUCAGAACCUCCUUCAAAAGAGGAGUGUGCUGGCUGGAGUUAAAUAAUAGGCCUGUUUUUCCAUUUUGUCAGGAAAAGAACAGUAGAGUUUUCUAAUUUCUCACAUGAAUUUGCUUACCUCUCUGGCACCUGCAGCUGUCUACAGCCAGCCAGAUGCAAGCAUUCAUUGUCUGGUUGCACACCUGUGCUGGGCACGGGGCGUUGAGAGCUGCGUGAGCUUCGGGUGUGGCCGCCAGGAACCUGCUGUGGAGGAGAAAACACACGUGUGCCCGCUGGUACCUUAGCCUCAGGUCAUGCUCCUCCCAGCUCCAGUGGGGGCCACGGAGGGGGGGGCACAUGGGAGUCGGCGCCCAGCUCUCCUGCUGAAGCGCAGCGUCUUGACUCCGUUUAUUUAUCUCUCGGUACUGUGUGCAGUGCUUUGCAAGGAGCCCCGAUUUCUGGGUUCCUCACGGUUAGUACAGGGAGGGCAGGACCGCACCCUUAUGCCACUGACGUUGUGACUUGGCCCCAAGUCCACAUGUUGCCUUUCAGCCUUCUGAACUCUGGGGUGUUGAUUUCUCGCCUCAUGCGUUCUUCCCUCGGCCAGGGGAGAGUGUGUGCCUCGUCCUUUCCCUCCCUUUCAGCUUCCUCUGCUCCAGAUUUUGACAAGCCCUGUUUCCUUUCGGCUGGAAGAGGCUGCAGCAGUCCAGACGUGCACGGCCCAAGCAGAGGUGCUCUGGCAAGGAUGAGCAAACUGAGGCCCAGAGAUGGGGAGCCACUCUCCUGUGUGCGCACAGCCGGGCUUGGUUAUGAUCCGUACAACCCUGAGCUGCCCAAGCCGCCUGUGCAGAGGGAGAAUGGAGCCCUGGUCAGAGGGGAUGAGCCCCGCUCGGACAUCCUGGAGCUGGAGCUGGUCAAUCAGGCCAUUGAGGCCGUGCGCUCGGAGGUGGAGCUCGAGCAGCGGCGGUACCAGGAGCUCCUGGAGACGGCCCGAGAGCACAGCUCCGCCGAGGCCCCCGCCGUGGCGCCCCGAGGCCCUGCCGCUUGCCCUGCCGCUGGCCUGGACGAGGACGCCUUUCCACUGUCCUUCGAUUACAACCCUGGUGGCCGCCCUGGCCUCCUAAGCCCUGAUGCCAGCUACCAGCCCACUCCUCUGGCCGCCGCCGCCGAGGCAGGCAGCAAGUACUCGCUGGCCUCUCUGGAUCGGGCGCAGGGCCAUGGCGGAGGGGGUGGCAGCACCCUGGAGUACGUCCCCAAGGCUGUGAGCCAGCCCCAGCGAUACGGCCGCCCCGUCCCCAGCAGCAAGUACGUGUUGGACGACUCCAAGCCGUCCACGGACCUGGAGUACGACCCACUGUCCAACUUCUCCGCCCGGCUGCUCAGCAGGGCCAGUUCCAAGGACGACAGGGCCCCCAAGAGGCCCAGGGGCUCCCGGGGUAGUGAACCCUACACGCCCGCCCUCAAGAAGCCCUGCGACCCCUUUGCUGGCUGCGACGCCAGGUUCUCAGACUCGGAUGAUGAUGCCGCCGCAGCUCCGCCUGACGUGCCCGUCACCACCAGCCCUCCGAGAUCCCAGGCGGGCCCCGAGAGCAAGGCCCCCGGGCAGCCAGGCUCCAGGGAGAGCCAGGACGCUGAGGAGGGCGGCCUGCGGGAGACCAAGGAGAUGGCAGUGCAGUAUGACGUGGAGGACCUUGGGCAGUCCCCCAAGGGUCCCGGGGGGACACUCGUGGCCAAGCCCAGCUCCCCGGCCAGGGCCUCCCGGGAGCCCGGUGACUCCAAGCAGGGAAGACCCAAGAAGAAGAAAAGUGGGGCACUGCCUGCCCCCGGCCACAAGGACGGCGUCCGGAAGAAGGACAGGGGCAAAGACGGAGAGCGUGGGAGGCCAGCCGGGAAGCCCUGUGCAGACAGGAGGGGCCCACAGGCUGGCAGCCCCCGGCAGAGGGCCGAGCAGCCCGAAGGGACCAAGAAAAAGCCAUCUUCGGCCACCCCGGUGGCCAGCUCAGGGAAAAGCCGGCCCGACCGCGGGGGUGUCCACCAGCUGCCAAACAGGCCCGGCGGGAAGACCGCGUCGGGGAAACUGGCCGAGCGGAAGGCCCGCUCGCUGGACGAGGGUCCCUCCCGGGACGCCCCCAAGCUGCAGAAGCGGGCCCUGAGCCACGCAGACCUCUUCGGGGACGAGAGCGAGGAUGAAGGCCCGGGGCCCGCGGCGCCCCCCGCCGCCCCGCCCCACCUCAGCUCCACCUCGGACUCCGACUCGGACUCGGACAGCAGCCUGGGCUACUCAGCGGCUCAGGGGCCGCGCAAGCGCCUCAAGGCCCCCCCGCCUGCCCGGCCUGCCCCCGCCUCCCCCUCCCCCUCCUCAUGCUCCUCUUCCUCCUCUUCCUCUUCCUCCUCCGGGGUGGGCGGGAGCGUGGACUACGCCGCUCUGGAGAAGGAGGUCGACUUUGACUCCGACCCCAUGGAGGAGUGUCUGCGCAUCUUCAACGAGUCCACCAGCGUGAAGACGGAGGACAGGGGCCGGCUGGCCCGGCAGCCCCCCAAGGAAGAGAAAAUCGAAGACAAGGGGCAUUCGGGUUUGACCACUCUGUUCCCUGGGCAGAAGAGGAGAAUUUCUCAUCUCUCCAAGCAAGGCAAGGAGGCAGAGCCUGUGAGGAGAAGCCCAGCUCCCCCGGCCCGGCCUCUCACCGCCCAGGAGGUAUGCUAUCGGCGGGCCCAGCAGGCCCAGAGGGACUCUGCUACCUGGCUCCAGGCUACCCAGCAGCUGGCUGAGAAGCCCUCUUCCAUCCAUAUCUCAGCCCCUGGCGAGAGGAGGAGGAUCGCCCACGUUCCCAACCCCCGUCUGGCUGCCGCCCCCACAGGUGCCAAGAGGGCCCUCGCCGCCAGCAGCAGCCAGCCUCCCAAUGGCCCCGAGCCGGGCAGCCAGCCCCUGAAGGCGCGUACGUUGUCGGGCAUGGCGUCCAAGACCACCACCACCGUCACCCCCAAGCGCGUUGCCCACAGCCCAUCUUUACAGAGUUUAAAGAAGCCCGUUAUCCCCAAAGAGUUUGGGGGCAAAGUCCCCACGGUCAUCCGCCAGCGAUAUCUGAACCUGUUCAUUGAGGAGUGUCUCAAGUUCUGCUCUUCAAACCAGGAAGCCAUAGAGAAGGCGCUGAACGAGGAGAAGGUGGCCUACGACCGCAGCCCCAGCAAGAACAUCUACUUGAAUGUCGCCGUGAACACUCUCAAGAAGCUGCGGGGCCUGGUCCCCAGCUCCACGCCCGGUCUCAACAAAACCGGCGGCCGGAGGGUUGUGUCCCAUGAGAUGGUGCUGGGAGGCAAGUUGGCCACCAAGACCAGCUUCUCGCUCAGCCGCCCGAGCAGCCCCCGGGUGGAGGAUCUGAAAGGGGUCGCCCUGUAUGGCCGCCUCAAGGAGUACUUGCUCACCGAGGACCAGCUCAAAGAGAAUGGCUACCCCUUCCCGCACCCCGAGCGGCCGGGGGGCGCCGUCAUCUUCACGGCUGAGGAGAAGAAGCCCAAGGACGCGUCCUGCAGAAUCUGCUGCCGCUGUGGCGCCGAGUACCUCGUGUCCCCGUCGGGCCGCUGCGUGCGGGAGGAGGAGUGCUGCUACCACUGGGGGCGGCUCCGCCGGAACCGGGUGGCUGGCGGCUGGGAGACUCAGUACACGUGCUGCUCGGCCGCCAUCGGCUCCACUGGCUGCCAGGUCGCCAAGCAACACGUGCAGGACGGCCGGAAGGAAAACCUCGAAGGCUUUGUGAAGACUUUCGAUAAAGAACUUGCGGAAGACGCUCACCCAGGGAUCUUCGCCCUCGACUGUGAAAUGUCCUACACCACAUAUGGCCUGGAGCUGACGCGCGUCACGGUGGUGGACACGGACAUGCAGGUGGUUUACGACACCUUCGUCAAGCCAGACAACGAGAUCGUUGACUACAACACCAGGUUUUCAGGGGUGACCGAGGCUGACCUCGCCAACACGAGCAUCUCGCUCCGGGACGUCCAGGCCGUCCUGCUGAGCAUGUUCAGCGCCGACACCGUCCUCAUCGGACACAGCCUGGAGAGCGACCUGCUGGCCUUGAAGGUCAUCCACAGCACCGUGGUGGACACGUCCGUGCUCUUCCCGCACCGCCUGGGCCUCCCCUACAAGCGCUCCCUGCGGAACCUCAUGGCUGACUACCUCAGACAGAUCAUCCAGGACAAUGUGGACGGGCACAGCUCCAGCGAGGACGCCAGCGCCUGUAUGCACCUGGUGAUCUGGAAGAUCCGAGAAGACGCCAAGACCAAGCGGUGACCGCUGCCGCCUGCCCGCCUUCCCCGCAGCCCCGGCCCGGCCUCUACCCCAGGCCUCUUCCAAAACAGUGCAAUAAAUCUCGAGAGCUAACCCUGUCCACGUCGCCAAGACAUGGAAACAGAGAGAGCGGGACGAGCCGGCGGCACGAGAGCCCCACGCCGAGACCACCUGGAGCCCUGCCCCCCACCCGGCCCCUUGCGCCGCCCCCGCCUUCUGUCCUCUGGAGACCGCUGCUGACUCCCGGUGGAGGCCGGGACAGACCCCCCCCCGGCCCCCCCGUGGGCCCUGCUGCGUCCCUGGCAGCCAGACCUCCUGCCCCUCCUCCUGCCGGGCAGGCUUUUCGUGGGUGUGUUUGAGACAGGGGUUUUUUUUAUUUUGUAUUGUUAUUUUUAUUAUUUGUAAUUUAAACCUGACGACUCGCACAGUUGUCUUUUCCCGCCCGGAGAAGCAAGACCCUGGUGCUGCCUUCCCUGUUGGGGGCGGGGGAGGGGGAGAAGUUGGGGGGCCGGGAGCCGACAAGCUGUCCCCUUGGCAGCCACCAGGACCGAGAGUCCAGCCUGGCCUGGGCCAGAUGGGUGGGAACUGGCCUCCCCAAACCCACCUGGACUCCGUGACCUCUGGGAACCAAGCCAGCCCCCCUGCCCCCCCCAGGGCCUCGCCUUCCGGACCCCUCCAGGGCCCAUCAGCCUCUGGACCCUGUCUUCCUGCCAGAGCCCCACCCUCCCCAGGGGCUGUGUGUAAAGGCCUGCAGCCUCCCCAGGGCCCUGAGCCCCUCUCCCCCAACCCGAGGCAGGGACGGAAUAAAUGUUUGUAUGGAUUUUA
Molecule: messenger RNA, 5865 nt
Organism: Mirounga angustirostris (Northern elephant seal)
Lineage: Eukaryota; Metazoa; Chordata; Mammalia; Carnivora; Phocidae
Gene: REXO1
Product: RNA exonuclease 1 homolog
Exons: 18
Coding region: 1297-5043 (1248 amino acids)
Cellular component (GO): nucleus
Molecular function (GO): exonuclease activity; nucleic acid binding
Source: RefSeq, a predicted model, not a curated record